This is a messenger RNA of Acanthochromis polyacanthus (spiny chromis), 3781 nucleotides long. It is a transcript of the gene gpc2, whose product is annotated as glypican 2. The coding region runs from base 352 to 2112 and encodes 586 amino acids. Gene Ontology annotation, cellular component: cell surface; synapse; plasma membrane. The transcript is spliced from 11 exons. The record is from RefSeq and is a predicted model, not a curated record. Lineage: Eukaryota; Metazoa; Chordata; Actinopteri; Pomacentridae. Gene Ontology annotation, biological process: regulation of signal transduction; smoothened signaling pathway; cell migration.
UUGACGCAGUCGGAGUGUCGGAUGAUGCUGAGGGCCGGGAGUGCCUCUUUCACACUCCCUUUCUGUUUACGCACAGCAGCGGGUCUCCCAGGAAGGACAGACUAAGUGGACGCGGCCGAUGGAAGCAUGUGUGUGAUGUAGAAACCCUUCCUGGAUGCUCACUGCACCAAACUGGAAAACUAUGACUGUUUCCAACGACUGAUGAUUUGGGAUCCUGUUACUCUUUCUCCACUUUUGCGCGCACCUUAAACCGGCCAGUCCUAAAUUCCUUUCCAAGCUGCUGCACCCAGUCUGAUUUUAUCCGAAGCCACCCACCACCUCUUUCACUGCUUUCUGACUUCUGCGGUGAGGAUGGAUGCCCGGCUGUCUUUCUCCAGGUACCGGCUGCUGGUGCUGCUCUGCGCGGUCGCUGCCCUGUCGGGGACCCGGAGUCCCGCUGCUGCCGCGGGGAGGAGCUGCUCUGACACCCGGCAGGUGUACUCGGAGAAGGGCUACAGCACCGGCACCGCUCCGCUGACUCAAAUCUCCGGUGAACACCUGCGGCUCUGUCCUCAGGACUACACCUGCUGCUCCAGUCAGAUGGAGGAGACGCUGGCCCUUCAGAGUGAGAGGGACUUUCUCAAAGCCAUCGAAGACAACAGCCAGUUCCUCCUGACCACCUUCACCCAGAGACACCGCAGGUUUGAUGAGUUUUUCAGAGAGCUCAUAGACCUCUCAGAGAAGUCCAUGAACCAGAUGUUUACCAAGACCUACGGCCGGCUCUUCACUCAGAACGCGCAUGUCUUCCAGGAGCUGUUCGUGGAGCUUCGCAGAUAUUAUUCUGGCGGCAGUGUAAGUCUGACUGAGGUUCUCUCAGAUUUCUGGUCCCGUCUGGUGGAGCGGGUCUUUUCUCUGGUCAACCCUCAGUAUCAGUUCAGUGAGGACUACCUGGAGUGUGUCAGCAAACACGCUGAACAGCUGCAGCCAUUUGGAGAUGUGCCACGCAAACUCCGUGUGCAAGUGUCGAGGGCCUUUAUUGCAGCCAGAGCACUGUCUCAGGGUUUGGCUACUGGUCGGGAUAUUGUGAACAAAGCAACAAAGCUGACUGCAGAUUCAGAGUGUGUGCGUGGCCUGAUGAGACAGUGGUACUGCCCUCUGUGUCGAGGCAUGCCCUCCCUGAGGCCCUGCCACUCCCUGUGCCUUAACGUGAUGAAGGGCUGCUUGGCCAAUCAGGCUGACCUGGACACCGAAUGGAACAAUUUCAUUGAUGCUCUGUACCAGGUGUCGGAGAAGUUGGAGGGGCCGUUCAACAUGGAGCUGGCAGCCGACUCCAUCUCUGUGAAAGUGUCAGAGGCCAUUAUGCACAUGCAGGAAAACAGUGUCAGCAUCUCCAGUAAGGUAUUCCAAGGUUGUGGAAACCCCCGGCCAGCUCCAGCGAGGUCCAAACGUUCACCCAAAGAGUCGGGGGGCAACAGGAGGCCGUUCCGCACCUACACACCUGAAGAGAAACCCACCACUGCUGCAGGCACCAACCUGGACCGACUGGUUACCGAGCUGAAGGAGCGACUGCGGCCCAUGCGGGGCUUCUGGGUGUCCCUCCCACACACCAUCUGCAACGACGAGAAGAUGGCCGCUGACGUCACUAAUGAGGACCGCUGCUGGAACGGGCAGACCCGGGGGAGGUACCUUCCGGAUGUGACGGGGGACGGGCUGGUCAGCCAGAUCAACAACCCUGAGGUGGAGGUGGACAUCGCCCGUCCAGAUGUUCGGACCAGGCAGCUGAUCAUGGAGCUGAGGGUGGUGACCAACAAACUGAGGCAUGCUCAGAGCGGACAGGACACAGACUUCGUAGACAGUGAGGAGGGCAGUGGUUCCGGGGGCAGUGAUCAUGGAGAAAGGUACAACGAUGACUGGCCAGGUUAUGGGCCUUACUCUCCACCUUACAGCAAACCUCCACGUAACCCAGCAUCCAACCCCGCGAAGCCUCCUCGAAGCCGAGACAGAAACGGGUCCAAGUGGAACAGAAACAACGGCCAUGGAAGGGUCCGAUCUGCAGCCAGUCUGCUCUCCUUCUCCUUGGUUCCUUUGUUGUCUCUGCCUGUCAUGGUCACUGUUGCCUCCAUGUGGAGAUAGCUGGUUAUUACAGUCUGGAGGGAAUAUUUCUGUCAUGCUGGAGUCUUAAGCACAUUAUGAAGAAGAAAAAACGCCAUUCCAUUUGGUUACACCAGCAGAAAAACAACAAAACAGGCUAAUUUAGCAAUAAUCAAAAACCUGUUUACAGCACAAAAUAAAUAGGUGAAUAUUUUUCCUACUCCCCAAGUAAUAAAAGAAGACACCACCAGGCAUUGAUAAUUACAAACAAAAGUUAAUAAAUACUGCCAUUUUUUAGUGCCAUUUGUGAGAUGUUUGACCCAUUGGAGUCUGACGCUGAAUGAUGUGCUGUGCUGAAAGUCUGGAGGGGAACAAAGGAACAGAUGUUUUUUUUUUAACAUCAAGUGAAUUAGCAGCUUGUUGGGUGAUGGAGCUGAUGGUUUGGUGGUCUGCAAGGUAGAGAUUAGUCAUUCCAGUAAUUACCGUGUUGUUUCAGUGAGCAGUUGAUUUGAUCUGAGUGCAUUUGUUGGCUGACUGUCUCAUGAAAUUCAGUUAAUUAGUUUCAUUCAGUUUUGGUUUGGAUGUGGUUCAUUAUGUUCAUUUUUCAUCUUGUAUAAGUAGUAAGAUUUAAUUCUCGCUUAAUUGAGUUUCCCUAUUUUGGCUCAGAAAUCUUUAAAAAAAAGGCAAAAGUAUGGCUCUUGAAACCAAACAAGGGACUGAUUUUGAAUGUAAAAGCUCAAGCUAAUUUGGGUUGCUUAUAUGUAAUAUAUUGCUGGUUAAUUUAUUUGUAAUAUAUUUAGUUUGACUUGUUAUUUUUAAGGCAAAGGUUGAGGGUUGGGUCUUCUAAAAGAAGUUCAGUCUUUAACUUUCUCUGGUUACAAAAAAGAAAAAAAAUCAAGUUGUAUUUAUAAUUCCUUCUGGUAAACAAUCAUUUUAUAAUAUUAUUGUCACAACAAGAGCAAAAGGAUUACUCUCAGUAGGUUGUUUUUUCAGAUGUCUUUAGUCUUAACCAGAGAUUGUUAAUGAGCAUCGUGUGUGAAUGUGAAUGUUUGUAUGAUAUGUUCUGGUUUCAGGUUACAGCUCUGACGUCAUGUUGAGAAGAUGUUGAAUGUUUUUAAUUGUGCUCUUUCUACUUACUUUUCCUAAAAGCAACAACAGAUGAUGGGAGCUAUGAUUGAAUGGUUACAGAAAGACAAAUGAAGUUAAGAACUUGGAGACAGUUGUCCUUCACUUUCAUUUGCUGAAUACAUUUUGAUGAAGAUGAGAAAAAAGUUACAGAAAAAGAAAACAAGCUUGUAAAAGGGUUGUCAUCAUGCAGAGGGAAAGAUGAGACUGGGUUUAAAGGAUUACUUAGGCAUUUUGGGAAACAUGCUUCACAUGCUGAGGACUGCAGAGAGUUAGAUGAGAAGAUUGAUUAAAGGAAAAUUAAUAUAACGAUGCAUCCAGCAGCUGAUUAGUUUAGCAUAAAAACUGGAAUUACCUCGCCUGGCUUUCUCUGAAGGUAACAAAAUCUGCAUCAAACCCUUUAAUACAUGAUUCAGUUUCAACUGAUGUGUAAAAACAACAAUUUGUCAUUUUAUGUCCCAUUUUUUGUUGGCUGGAAAGAGUUGCUGUGUGAACUUGUGGAAACUCUCCUGGCCAUAACCCCUGUAUUGACUCCAUGUCUAAAGUUUGGGUGUAUUGUAUUAAAUAUGCUGCCAAUAGAGAGAUA